UUCUCUCGUAAUCGCAAAACAAAAAGUAAACAACACUGCACUUAUAUCAAGUUACAUUUCGAAUGAUUUUUUUUGUUGAUCCAGUAAAACUGAAGAAUACUUGUUAAAGAACAUUGCAUGAAAACCUCUGCUAGGCAAUACACGAUUAAUCGAGGUUUGCAAGCAGCUAAUCAGCGUAUACUUUGAAAAUUCGAUGGUGAAAACUCAGCUCUCUAUUGAUUAAACACAGAAGAAAAAACCGGGACUGCGAAAAAGAUAGCAUUGCAAGAUGUCCAUCGCAAACUCGGAUCUUUUGGGCGAAAUCAAACGGCGGCUAGGAACGUUCGUACUCCAAGGCCAGGAUGUGGAAUAUUUAAAACGAACAAAGAGUAUGAACAAGCUGUUCGAAGUUAAAACUACUGACCAUAUCAUAAACAUAAUUGGUUAUGCUUUGAACGUACCGUUCGCCGAAUCUGGCAUCGCAGAAGAGAAGUUGAGAACAGGUGACGUGUGCCUGAUAACGGCAAAAGAUCGAGAGAGACUUGAAAAAUUAGUAAAUAAAAUGAAAGCAAAACGUUUCGCACUUCUGCCGCUGGCAAUGGUAUAUUCAAGCAAGGGAAAGAGGAUAAUAGAAGAAACCCUCCUUAUCAAGGUGCACGACUCUGCUGGGGCUUUCAGUUUCGUUGAUACCAUCGGAAGAACGUAUUCAAAUUUUGGUCAGUUUCUCUCGGAUAACAAGUUGCGCCAAUCUCAACUAUAUUACCCGAAAAAUGGGCAGAUAUCAUUCGACAAGGACAAUGAAAUUGAACUGGAUCAGUGUAAGGUUGGCACGAAAAACGCGAAUCUCCUGAUCGCUGACAUUGCGAUUGGGGUGAUUGGAUCCGCUGGUGCUAUUGGAGCAAUAUUCGCCACUGGUGGAUUGGCUAUACCGUCGUUGGUCAUAUCAAUCUCAUCCACCGCGUACGGUUUUGGCAGAGGUAUUGAGAAUUUGGUUGAUGCUGGCACGCAUGGACUGUCCUUGGAUCCGUUCGAGUGCGCAGAGGCCCGUAGCCAUUGGUUCAACGUAGCGGCCAACUUGCUUGCAUUUGCUUCGGCAGGAGUGACGCUGGGAUUCAACGUAUCGAGCACGCUGGGAAAGAACGUAGCUAACAUAAGUGAGGUACUGCUGGCGACUAGAGCCUUGAAAUGUGCCUCCGCAGGAGUUAGUGCCGUUUCGAUGAUUGACAAGAUUGUAUAUUCUGUCAACCACUGGAAAACGCUAUCACUCGACGAUAAAAUUCAACUAGCGUGCGCUAUAUGCUUCUGCUUCCGCGAAGUUAUAAGCUUGAUAAACGCCGAGCGGUUGAUCCGAAACAGUCAGUUGGAUGGAAUAUGUCAGUAUUUCCUCCAAUCAAGUGAUGGUGACUUGUCGCACAUAAGACAAACUUUCCUUACGAACGAUAUGACUCUUGCAAUUGGUUUGAGGCUGGUGAGACAAUUCACCGAAAAUAAUAUAAAAGUGUCUACCGACAAGGAGUUCACCACCAUUUUCAUUUUUGGGUACGAGUAUAAAAUGAACUUUGUACUAAGUCUGCCAGAAAAUUGGGUGUCGAAAUUGAUAUUCAUGCUUAAGGGUAUUGCUGUGAGAUUCACUGAUUGCUUCCUUGUUUUACGAACAUUGUUCAGCGAUCGAUCGAUAAUAAACGUCGUCUUUAAGCGUGGCGAUGAAAUGGGAGGCGACAGCAUCAACUACGGCAAUGCAAUUAAUCAGUUGCUAGAAAUUUUUCAACUGUGUCGUGAGAUUUCCAACGACAUAACAAAAUUGACAGAGUCCGGCAUGAUUAUCGGCGCUGGACAUCAUUUUACCUUGGGAUCUGCGUUCAAAAUAUUUGUAACCAUAGCUAAAACACGCGCAAUAUCGUUACUCAACGCUCUUCUAGCGUUGAAUCAACACGAUAGCUCUCGAUUCAAUUAUCUCCGCAGUAUUUAUUCUGACGAGGUUAUAUUCAAAUGGGUAAUUGCCAACUGCAAUGGUAGUUCGGACAUGCUUGGAAAGAUUUGUUGCCUCCUUCGAAUCCAUGAUCUUUCCAUUGACAAAUAUCUUUGCAUAACAGAAUUUCACAUCGGUGAGGAUGCCGUGCAAAUAGAAGGUUUAAUUCGUGUUGAUCAGCAGUUGCUUUAUGAAGCAUCGCAUCCAACAUACCUAAUAGAUCCCCGUUUUCUCCGAUUCUUCAAACGGUUCUCAGAUGUACCAGACACAUACUUGAAGGAUCUUUGGAAAAACACAUGCGUUCAAAUAGAACCGAAGAAUAAAUCUUUUGAGAAGUUGAAUUCUCUCGAAAGAAUUUGUGAGAAAUAUCCUCUUUCGAUUCUGAACGUCAUUUCAUACGCCCAAAAAAUGCAAUGUUCAGAUUUUCUCCAAUUCUAUUAUCAUUCACUGUUCGCCUUCAAAAACAUAGAACGGCUGAUGACACAAAACGAUCUCGACGAAGGCAGCGCUAAUGAUCGAGUUUUUAGUAACAGCCAAUCGCUAGUUUCUCGUUAUAACACGCUCCAAAUCAAGGCAGAGGAACUUGGUCUCGGUGGUUAUUGUUCGGUCGAUAAUCCUCAUUCGACAAAUCGGAACGAAUUGCUUGCGGUUAUCAGAAACCAGGCCGGGAAUGCGGCACUACGGUUUGGUCCUAUUGAGAACGCGGUGCUUCAUUUGGAUGAAUAUCCUAUGCUACAACUCAGAUCCGAAAUUUUGAAAUACAAUCGCUUUGUUGCCUUGAAAAAAUUCCCUCGCGAAGAAGUAAGCGAUGUUGCUGGAAAACGAAUCAUUUUGAUGGCUAGUGACCAUUUGCGAAUUGAAGUUGGAUUAGUUCCUGGUAUGGGUUCUUAUCUUGACGAAAUUAGUUUUAAUGCAAGUGACCGUCCAUAAAGAAAUAAUUACAAUAUCGUAACAGAAGCAAUGUGAAAAUACUGUGCCUUUACAAAUAUAUCAUCUGAACACUUUUA
Messenger RNA from Toxorhynchites rutilus septentrionalis, 2955 nucleotides. RefSeq lists its product as uncharacterized. The record is from RefSeq and is a predicted model, not a curated record. The coding region runs from base 269 to 2878 and encodes 869 amino acids. The transcript has 3 exons. Lineage: Eukaryota; Metazoa; Arthropoda; Insecta; Diptera; Culicidae.